AUGGAGGGGAAUAAAAGGGUGGCGGUCGCCGUGCGUGUUCGUCCCAUUUUGCGGGAAGGCACGAGUUAUACGCACAUGCAGGAAAAGUUUGAGCUUGAGGCUGUGCAGCGCACGGGGGACACAUCACUCAAAGUUCAGCUUCAGCGAGAGGGCGAGCCUACGCGCAGCAGCUCGUUCACCUUUGAUCACAUCUUUGAUCAGGAAAGUACCCAGCUGGAGGUUUACGAGGAAUCCGUCGUGGACCUCGUUGAGGCUGCCCUGUCAGGUGCGAAUGUCACUAUACUUGCCUACGGCCAAACGGGUUCUGGAAAGACGUACACGGUGCUGGGCGACGUGAAACCCAACCCGCUCGAGAAUGACCUUCUUACGUACGAUAGUGGUCUCUUCCUGCGUAUUUUAAGUGACUUGACGGAGUACAAGGCCCGACAGGCAAAGAAGGGCUUCCACGUUGUCAUUGGGCUUAGUUGUGUGGAGAUAUACAACGAAAGUAUUCGUGAUUUGUUUGGCGGAGGCCCAGGGACACCGCCGCCUCCGCUGAAGGCGGUUAUGAUUGGAGAUGAGGUGCUUCUCCCCUCGCUUAUCACGAAGGAGGUGACCUCACUGCAGGCAGUCUUCAAUGAGAUUCAGCUUGCCAUCUCGCGUCGCAAGAGUCGUUCCACAGAUAGCAACUCCACAUCCAGCAGGAGCCACUGCCUGUUCCUUAUUGAUAUUUUGCAGCGGGCCGCCACAGCCUCCGCUCCGUCACUGUCAUUGCUUGAGCGAAAGAAUAAUACCAAAGAAAAGGAGGGUAAACGGGCGGUGUGCGAUGGCAGUGGUGCAGGGGAGAUGCCGUUUGACGGCAUGACAUACCGUAUUAAUGGUCAGCGGGAGCUUGUUUUUGGCAGCAAAAUCAUGCUAGCAGACCUGGCUGGCAGUGAAAAGAUUGCAAAGAGCGGGGUCUCUGGAGAGGGGCUUGCGGAGGCCACCUCCAUCAACAGCAGCCUUACGGCAUUGGGGAACGUCGUACAUAGUCUUUACGAGGGCGGCUACGUCAGCUACCGCACCUCCAAUCUAACACGUCUGCUGAAGCCGACGUUCAGUCAGCAAAACUCGCGGGUUCUGCUCCUGUCGCAGGUUUCCCCGACGCAACUAACAUUUGAUGAAACCAUCAGUACACUGCACUUCGCCAACAAGGUCAAGGCCAUGAAGGUGACAACAACAACAGGCGCUGAAGCUGAACGACUCCUUUUUGAUUACCUGGAGACAGAAAAAGCGUACGACACGCUGUUGGCGGAUCUUCACAUUUUUGAAACCGAAGCUGAGGCAAAGAGUGCCGUCAUCCGGAGGAAGUGCAGGCAGAAUGAGGGCUUGUACUAUAGCACUCUCGCCAGGGCAAAGACAAAGACCAGUUUGAAGGAUCAACGAUCCUUCAUUGAGAGCACGGGUGCUCUUCGUUUUGCUGCUGAAGAGCACAACGUAAUAGUGCGGCGGCGGCAGCAGGAGGAGCUGCAUCAAGAUGAGGAACUAGAGAAAAUGACACAUGAAGCCGCCAGGGAGAGAGUUGUGGAAUACACCAAUCUCGUGGCGGAGAUGAGGGAGUCCAUAGCCAAGGAAAAGGCUGUUUCCCAACGCCUCCUUCUUCAGGCAUUUCAAGUGGUCUCGGCAGGAGAAGCCUCUGUCAUCCAGACGAAAGAAGCUGCGACGUUUGCGGCGUUGGCAGCACGGUUUGCCGCUGAGCAUAUUGUCAUGUGUAGGAAACGAAUAGAAGAAAUCGAAGGCGAACAAGAGGGGAUCAGCAAAAAAUUUAACGCGGUGCGCCUUUCUUCUAUUGAGGUGCCUGAGAUUGCGGACGACAACUUUAAAUAUGCCCAGGCAUGUUGGGGCCACACUACGGCAAAGAAAUUCUUCGCAAAGUGCAUGGAGCUUCGGGAGAUUCAAGCGCAGUACGCAAUACUUCAGAAGGGCUGUUUUGCCCUGGAGGAGUGGAAGGUGAAGAAUAAGGAGUUCAUACAACGGGUGCAGGAACAGCUAGCACAGACUGUGGAGUAG
Messenger RNA from Trypanosoma rangeli, 2028 nucleotides. Its product is annotated as putative kinesin. Lineage: Eukaryota; Euglenozoa; Kinetoplastea; Trypanosomatida; Trypanosomatidae. Bases 1 to 2028 code for a protein of 675 amino acids. Gene Ontology annotation, biological process: microtubule-based movement. Gene Ontology annotation, molecular function: microtubule binding; microtubule motor activity; ATP hydrolysis activity. The record is from RefSeq and is a predicted model, not a curated record. The transcript has a single exon. Gene Ontology annotation, cellular component: microtubule; kinesin complex.